This is a messenger RNA of Theileria orientalis strain Shintoku, 564 nucleotides long. RefSeq lists its product as hypothetical. The transcript has 2 exons. Lineage: Eukaryota; Apicomplexa; Aconoidasida; Piroplasmida; Theileriidae. The coding region runs from base 1 to 564 and encodes 187 amino acids. The record is from RefSeq and is a predicted model, not a curated record.
AUGCAGGCCGAUAAGCUCCUGGACAUUCUCUGUAAGAGGGUGUGCAACCUGAUUGAGAUUUCGGAGAUAGGCUCAGACGAGGUGCUGGACAUUAUGAACAAGUGCCUCCAGCUCGACUACGUGCCAAUGCAGCUGCUCAGGUUCUAUACCUACUCGAACAUGUUCGAGCUGCAGGACUCAGAGUUGAUACAGAGCCUCGUGGACGGGCCCAGAGAGUACGACGUUGACUUCCGGGGUUGGAAGAGGCCGCUGUCCUUUGACGAGCACACGGAGACGGUGCGGCUCCACCACAACGUGUACGCCGACGUGAAGAUGCGCGGGUCGCGGCCCAUUCUCCCCGAGAGCAUGAGUCACCCGCUGCAGCCGACGUACCCGGAGCCCAAGCACUUUGAGCCUGUGCACAGGAAACACUACGAGGACAGCGUACUCGGCUCGCUGGCCAACUACUACAGGAGGGUGCAAGACCUGGAGUUCAAAAUGUCUGAAAGCGACCGGAAACUCAUGGAUUCGCUGAUGGACAUGUCGCUCAUUUCUGCACGCACUAGUAAAGGAAUAUGUGUAUAA